AUGGCGAGUUUGGAAGAUUUGAUACCAACGGUGAACAAGUUGCAAGAUGUUAUGUAUGAUGCCGGCAUUGAUACGCUUGAUCUUCCUGUAUUAGCAGUAAUUGGAUCGCAAUCUUCAGGAAAAUCAUCAAUAUUGGAGACUUUGGUUGGCAAAGACUUUUUGCCCAGAGGGACUGGAAUUGUUACCAGGCGGCCAUUGGUUUUGCAGCUCAAUAACAUAGCGCCUAACUCGCCUCUGAUUAAUGAUGAUCUUACCGAAACAGAAACUUCGCCUGACGACCGCACUGGUGGUGGCGAGCUGACCCUUGAAGAUCAUCUGCGCAAGAAUCAAAGCUUUGAACCGCAAAGAAGAGAAGAAUGGGGUGAAUUUCUGCACUUGCCCGGUCGUCGCUUUUAUGAUUUUGCUGAGAUCAGAAGAGAAAUCGAAAGCGAAACUGCGAGAAUUGCUGGCAAGAACAAGGGCAUCAGCCGCAUUCCUAUUAAUUUGAAAGUUUUCUCACCUCGGGUACUAAACCUGACGUUGGUUGACCUUCCAGGAAUAACAAAAGUUCCAAUUGGAGAGCAACCGGCUGACAUUGAAAAGCAAAUAAAAAACUUGAUUCUAGAAUACGUGGCUAAGCCCAAUUGCAUCAUUUUGGCCGUUUCUCCUGCCAAUGUCGAUUUGGUAAACUCCGAAUCGCUGAAGUUGGCGAGAGAUGUCGAUCCUCACGGAAGGAGAACCAUAGGUGUUGUUACCAAGAUGGACCUUAUGGACAGUGGCACUAAUGCUCUAGACAUUUUAUCCGGCAAACUGUACCCACUGAAACUAGGCUUUGUUGGGGUUGUCAAUAGAUCACAACAGGAUAUACAGUCGAACAGAGGGGUAGAAGAAGCACUGAAUAAUGAAGAAGCGUUCUUUGCUCGUCAUCCAGUCUACAGAACGAUAUCGACUAGAUGCGGCACGAGAUACCUUGCAAAACUCCUAAACCAAAUUUUGAUGAAUCACAUACGCGAUAAACUACCCGACAUCAAGGCUAGACUAAACACUUUGAUGGGACAAACUGAGCAAGAGUUGGCAACGUACGGUGGCUUGGGCAUUAUUACAAAAGAAAACCGUGCUGGAUUAGUGCUACAACUUAUGAACAAAUUUGCCGCUCGUUUUGUAUCUUCGAUAGAAGGUACUUCCUCUGAUAUUAGCACAAAGGAAUUAUGUGGGGGGGCUAGAAUCUACUAUAUCUACAACAACAUUUUUGGUCACUCAUUGGAGUCUAUAAACCCGACCGCAGACCUUUCCACUAUAGACAUUCAGACAGCUAUCCGCAAUUCUACAGGGCCACGCCCAUCGUUGUUUGUCCCUGAACUAGCUUUUGAUUUGCUCGUCAAGCCUCAGAUCCAACUUCUUCUGGAACCCUCAGAGCGUUGUGUGGAGUUGGUUUACGAGGAACUCAUGAAGAUAUGCCACAACUGUGGGUCACCGGAAUUGGCGCGAUAUCCAAAGCUGCAAGCAAAACUCAUCGAGGUUGUGAGUGAGCUUUUGAGAGAACGAUUAGGACCAACUCGCUCUUACGUUGAAAGCUUGAUCGAAAUUCAUAGAGCUUAUAUCAACACCAAUCAUCCUAACUUCUUGAUUGCAACCGACGCCAUGUCAGACAUUAUCGACAUGAAGAAGAAGAAGAAAAAGGAUCAAGAAUAUAAAAGGACUGAUUUAGAAUAUGCCAAACAAUCACUCUCAAAGGAGUUAUCCAAGAAGAAUAACGAUAUUCACAGUCCGCACAGUACUCUUCAAUCCGAUGCCGAUGACAUUGGAGCAAGCGAGACUUCUUCUGAUGACGAUGAAAAUGAUACCACAAAGCAGUCGAAGGAUUCAUUCUUGAAUUAUUUUUUCGGAAAGGACCAACAAAGACCAAAUCAGUUCAAUGCACUAUCAGACCAUUACGCAUUAAGCCCGAGUAUUGAUAACCAUAAUGAAUUGGCAGAUUUCGACAAUCUCCAAAUUCAAGAAACUGCUCAACAAAACAUGGAUAACAAACCUCAAUUAACGGAAAGAGAGGAGCUUGAAUGCGAGCUAAUUAGAAGGUUGAUUGUCUCAUACUUUGGAAUUGUGAGAGAAAUGAUUCAAGAUCAGAUUCCGAAAGCAGUAAUGUGCUUACUUGUGAAUUUCUCAAAAGAAAUCAUACAAAAUCGCUUGGUGACAAAAUUGUAUAAGGAUUCCCUUUUCGAGGAUUUGCUCAUGGAAGACCAGAAUUUGGCUCAAGAUAGACAGAAAUGUGUCAAGCUUCUUGAAACAUACAAGGAGGCUUCUAAUAUCAUUGGAGAUAUUCUAUAA
This is a messenger RNA of Lachancea nothofagi CBS 11611, 2304 nucleotides long. Lineage: Eukaryota; Fungi; Ascomycota; Saccharomycetes; Saccharomycetales; Saccharomycetaceae. The record is from the annotation of a GenBank genome assembly.